GGAGGAUAAUCAGUAAUCUUUUAUUUCUCUAUUCCACUCUCAAGUCUCAAGUACAGCAACAAGUAUUGGCAGUUGACUGCUAAUGCUAAAUCAAAUACAAUGUCUAAUGACCUCGACCUCGACCUUAUUGAGGGUCCGGGAACCCAUGAUUGAAUACCAGGAUUACUUGUUGAUUUUUUGCCUUUUCUCAGCUCUUUUUAUUUGUAUUUGCACAACUAAAAGAAAAGGAGAUGGCAGAAAGUUGAACCUUCCUCCAAGCCCAUUAUCUCUUCCACUUAUUGGCCACUUUCAUCACCUGCUUUCCUUAGCUGGUUUGUACAGCUCCUUGCACCGUGUGGCUGUUCAAUAUGGACCCCUUGUAUACCUCCGUCUGGGGAGCUCUACCCUUGUACUGGUCUCUUCUGCUUCUGUGGCUGCCCAAAUCUGUAAGGCGCAAGACGUUUACUUUGCUUGCCGACCCAAAUUCUCCUAUGCUGACAAGAUCCUUUAUGGAGAAUUUAGCUUCAUUAAUGCUCCAUAUGGAGAGUACUGGCGUUUCCUGAAGAAGCUCUGCGUCAAUGAGCUGCUUGGGGCCCGCCAAGUGGACCGGUCUAAGUCCAUUCGAUCCCAAGAGAUCCUUAAGUUCUUGAAAAGAGUGAUAGGGUAUGCUGAGAGAUCAGAAGUGAUUGAUGUUAGAGUCGAGAUGGUGAAGUUGACGAAUAAUGUGUUGUGUAGGAUGGCAAUGAGUACAAGCACUGAAAUGGGGAUGGGGAUGGACCAAGCAGAGGAGAUGAGAGAUAUAUUAAAACAAUCUUUUGAGUUGGCUGGAAAGCUUUAUGUGGGUGAAAUGCUAGGCCCCUUCAAGAGACUCAUACUAUGGAUAUAUGGUACCAAAGUAUCCAAUCUGACCAAAAGAUUUGAUCAGUUGCUUGAGAAGAUUUUGAAAGAUCAUGAGCAUGAAUCUGAAUCUGAUGGAGAUCAUGUCGUUAAGGAUUUGAUGGACAUUAUGUUGGAUGUCCAGCGUGAAGAGAAAGCAAAGGUUCCGAUUACCAGAAGCAAUAUCAAGGCCUUCUUCACUGAUUUGAUAAUAGCAGGCACAGAUAGCUCGUCGCAGGCAAUGGAAUGGGUGAUAGCGGAACUUAUCAAUCAUCCUCUCGUUUUAAGAAAGGUGAGGGAAGAGAUAAAGCUUGUCGUAGGGGAUACUAGAUUGGUUAAGGAAUCUGACAUUCCGAGUCUCCCUUACUUGCAAGCAGUUGUGAAGGAAACUCUAAGAUUGCAUCCAUCAGGGGUGUUCACAACUAGGUUGUGCCGUCAAAACUGCAAGGUGGAAGGUUUUGACAUAUCGGAAAAUACUCCCGUGGCUAUUAAUUUAUACACUAUAAUGAGAGAUCCUAACGAAUGGAAGAAUCCGAAUGAGUUUAGACCUGAGAGGUUCCUAGAUUUGGGUGGUGUAUAUGAAGAGGAUAUCAACAAAGAAAUCAGAAGUAAUAGUAAGGGGCAGAAUCUAAACUUCAUACCAUUUGGUGCUGGAAGAAGAGGAUGCCCUGGAACUUUGCUUGCUUUUACUCUUCUCAAUUAUGUGAUUGCAGCUUCAAUUCAAUGCUUUGAUUGGAAGGUUGAUUCUGGAGAGGUGAAUAUGCAGCCUGGCAGAGGCAUAUCCCUAGCCAUGGCUCAUCCACUUAAAUGUCGUCCCGUUGUUCAUUUUAAUCCUUUCAAAUCUGAAUGCAAUUGAUUUUUUUUUGUUGAUACUUCUCCAAACCAGUCUAUUGUUGGAAAAUAAACCACAUGUGAUCCUACAUUGAAAAAUUAGAUAAAGGUUGACUAACAUAUAAGUUUCAUGGGCUACUCCUAUUACCAAUUUGUUUUAGGAUGGAACCUCGUCAGGUUUGUGUGCAGUCAAUCCUCCUCUUAUGCGGGUCUUGUUGUGUACAAGUCCAAUAACAAAUUAUCAUCUAUGACGACAUUGCAAGAGUAUUGAAUAACAAAUUGUUUUUUAAGCCG
This is a messenger RNA of Amaranthus tricolor (Joseph's coat), 1980 nucleotides long. Its product is annotated as cytochrome P450 705A5-like. The record is from RefSeq and is a predicted model, not a curated record. The transcript is spliced from 2 exons. Gene Ontology annotation, cellular component: membrane. Bases 83 to 1711 code for a protein of 542 amino acids. Lineage: Eukaryota; Viridiplantae; Streptophyta; Magnoliopsida; Caryophyllales; Amaranthaceae. Gene Ontology annotation, molecular function: iron ion binding; oxidoreductase activity, acting on paired donors, with incorporation or reduction of molecular oxygen, NAD(P)H as one donor, and incorporation of one atom of oxygen; heme binding.